AUGCUAUUGGGAAAGUUUGGGUUAGAUCAUACGGUAACUGGUAUAUUGUUCGACGUGCCGCGAUUUACAGAUUUUGUGAUUGUGGCAAACACGUGCUUCUUUUUGGGACACUUGGGAUGCAGGUUUUGGACUUUGAAUGAACUUUGGAAACGACUGCCCGCCAUUCUGCUGGUGAAACCUGGAUGUUGGACUAAGGAAGAGGUUGUCAUGUUGGUCGAGUGUUGCAGACUGUUACACUCUAACCUAUCCAAUAUGCUCAGAAUGUUCAGUCUUGCUUACGGACCCGUUCUGAUGGUUUUGUUUAUGUUCUUACUAUUUGACAUGUUUUAUAAUGUAUUUAUAAUUUUAUAUGUUAACGUUGUAAACAUACCUAUCAUACCAGCUGUAAUAAUAUUCAUUGAAAACUUCAUUUUUAUUGUAACGCUGUUGGGGAUUGCCACGUGGACCAAUAUCCAGAAGAAAAUUAUUAUUUCGUAUUUACGUUCAACUCGGAUUAUUGGAUUACCAGAAGAAAUAAUUGAACAAGUGAAUUUUUUUAUGAAGCAAGUAUCCAGUUACGAAUCAUAUGAAAUGUCAGCCUUCGGUGUGUUUAAUUAUGAUUUAAAAUUUUUCUUAACAAUAACAAUGACUUUAUUUAAGUUUGUAGCCACAAUGAUACAACUGGCAGAAAACACAAAUUUUAAGUCAAUUGUAGACGAAACUGUUCGAGUACUUUCAAAUCAUACUGAUACGGUCGGUUAGUAAACUAAAUUUCUAAAAUUAAACU
Adelges cooleyi (spruce gall adelgid) is the source of this 766-nucleotide messenger RNA. RefSeq lists its product as uncharacterized. The record is from RefSeq and is a predicted model, not a curated record. The coding region runs from base 1 to 741 and encodes 246 amino acids. The transcript has 4 exons. NCBI's taxonomy places the organism in Eukaryota, Metazoa, Arthropoda, Insecta, Hemiptera, Adelgidae. Gene Ontology annotation, cellular component: membrane. Gene Ontology annotation, biological process: sensory perception of taste.